GAGUGAGUGAUCCCUGUCGAUUCGGGUCGGCGAGUAUCGAUCAAAUUCCGAUGAAGCUCUCUUGUGAUUGUAAACAACGGAAUCUCAUCUCAACCCUUCAUUACACAAACUACAUUCGUUUCUUGAUCUCGAUCUACCUACAAUACCUUCAGCUUAUUACGCCCUCUCACCAUCUUUAAUUUCAUUUUUUCUUUCCCUCUCAGCCUUUCAUCAUCUUUUAUCGCACAGCAACCGAUCUUGCCGCCUAGAUUUAUCUACUGAUAACCACUUGCGAUUGUCAUUUGCGAUUCGAGAAUCUUCGAGGAAUUGUAUAAAGAUUUGGGCGAACUACAGAUUGUGUUUCGAGGAGAGAGACAACAUGCCAUCCAUUGCACAAGAAGAUUGGGAUGUUCCAUCUAUGGAUUUCCACAUGAGUCCAAAUGGAGCUGUGAAUCUACUGAAGAGACGGAGGGACGUUGCGAAUUUUGCGGAUGUGAUGGAUGAGGAGGUGCAGAUGAAGAUUAAUAGUCCUAGACAUUCAAACCUCCAUUCACAUUCACAUUCACACAAUCUCUAUCCACACGCCACGCACCACGAACCCGAACGCAGACACCUAAUUCCCCGCUCGAAAAUGAGUCUGAACAAACGGGUUCGAGUUGAAUAUUUGCCCUCAGAGCCCGAAUCUAGGAUCGAACAGGCAAAGGAGAAAGAGAAGAGUGGAUCUGGAAUGGAUCUACGAGCUUGUCAUAUAUGUCGACGCAAACCGACUGUGAAGAAGGAAUUGGAUGCGUUUGCGAAUUGUGAGGGCUGUGGGAAGAGAGCUUGUUGGGUGUGUAUCAGGGAGUGUCUUGGAGGGUGGGGGAAUACGGAGAUGGGGGAAGAGGUGGGAGGAAAGGAGGACUGGGGAGAGAAGGGAAUGACGCAUAGGGGAAUGAUCUGUAGCAGAUGCUGUGUGGAGAGGGGAACCGAGGGAGAUGUGCUGUGUUUAGGAUGCUUGAGAAUGGAGGGGAGCUGAAAUUUUUGUGCGCGUGGGAAAAUAUUUACUGGGAUUUGGCACUGCCAGGAGGGAAAUAGGGCGCAUUAUGGAAACUUAAGCAAACUUGCGGGUAAGCUCCGGGUUCGAUUCAUUAAGGAGUAAACUCGAGGGAGGAUUCUCCGGUUCGAUGGAUGGGAAUGAUUCGAUGGGAUGAGCGAUGCGAUCGAUACCCAUUUUGAUCUGGAGUCUUUAAGGUUGGCAAUCUUGCAAGGAUAGUGAUUUGCAUAUAAUAAGGUUUACCCGGGUUUCUUACUGCAUUUUACCAUAUAGUUACAUGUAUUAUGAAUAUUGAUAUAUUUUCAUUGGCUAUUUGUACUGUCUUUUAUACGUGAAUACUACAUGGGGUUAAAUAGUCGUAUAACUACGCUUGAAUGACAAGGUAUUCAAAUUCUGGACGAGA
Messenger RNA from Botrytis cinerea B05.10, 1415 nucleotides. RefSeq lists its product as hypothetical. The coding region runs from base 359 to 994 and encodes 211 amino acids. The record is from RefSeq and is a predicted model, not a curated record. The transcript has 2 exons. NCBI's taxonomy places the organism in Eukaryota, Fungi, Ascomycota, Leotiomycetes, Helotiales, Sclerotiniaceae.